GCAGCAGCACACUCUGAAGCACCGGAAGCUAAUCAUGAAACAACCGGAAGUGCACAGUGCAGCCUGAAAGCAGCUAGCAGUGUUUUGGAAAUAGCUCUCAAUCUAAUUAAUCCAGCGUUUCUUUCCUCACGUUGGAUUUCUAGCAAAAGCAACAAUGUCUGAAAGAAAAGUAUUAAAUAAAUACUAUCCCCCGGAUUUUGAUCCAGCCAAAAUCCCAAAACUUAAACUCCCAAAAGAUCGUCAGUAUGUGGUCAGAUUGAUGGCUCCAUUCAAUAUGAGGUGUAAAACAUGUGGCGAGUACAUCUACAAGGGGAAGAAAUUCAACGCACGUAAAGAGACUGUUCAGAAUGAGCUGUACAUGGGACUACCCAUCUUCCGUUUCUACAUCAAAUGCACUCGAUGUCUUGCUGAGAUUACGUUUAAGACCGACCCAGAGAACACAGACUAUGCAAUGGAGCACGGUGCAACAAGGAACUUCCAGGCAGAGAAGCUGAUUGAAGAGGAGGGGAAGAGAGUCCAACUGGAGAGGGAAGAAGAGGAACUGAACAACCCCAUGAAGGUGUUGGAGAACCGUACGAAGGAUUCCAAGAUGGAGAUGGAGGUUCUGGAGAACCUCCAGGAGCUGAAAGAGCUGAACCAGAGACAGGCUCAGGUGGACUUUGAGGGAAUGAUCGACCGGUACAGAGACUUGGAGAAGAAAGAUAAGGAAAGGGAGAAAGAAGAGGAUGAGCGAGAGACAAAAGAGAUGUUGGAUCGUGCCCUUAUGAAGAGACUCAGAGACUCUGACUCUGAUUCAGAGAAGGAGGAGGAGAGCAGCAGCUCGCAGUCAAAGAAACCCAGCACAGACAAACCAACAGACAUCCUCACCACUGUCAAACCCACAGAGACACAGGGAACCUCAGCUGGAGGAGUGAAGAGGGCCAAGGUGGAGAGCUGGGAGAGGAGUGUGGGGACGCUGGGCGGUAAAGGGGCACUGGGGUCACUGGUCGUGCGAAAGAAACCAGCGGCGGCUUUCAUCAAACCACGUCCAGUGGCAGCAGCUUCUGCUCCCACUUCACAAACAGAUUCAAAGUCAUCUACGGCAGACUCCAAGAAUGCCUCCAAACCCGUUACCACACAAAAUGGGUCAUCAUCUCUCAGCCUGCUGGGGGCGUAUUCAGACAGUGACAGCAACGACAGCGAAUGAAAUAAAAGAGGCAUGGGAUGGUUUUUGAUUUGAGUGAUUGGCACACAAUUGUAUAAAUGAUGCAUCAAGUUAUAUAAUGAUAUGGACCCUUUUGUAGAGCUGUGCGGAGGAAUCAAAGUCGUGUAAACCAGUCUGUGGGUCUAUCUCAUGAAAACCUUUCUAUAAAGAAGCAACUGAUGACAAAUCAGAUGUGUUGGCGUGCAGUCAUAAGUAGGAAUGUUAUUGUCUGCUGUCCAAACACUAGUGAAACAAAAAAUAACUUUCCUUAGCUGAUGCACCAUUUCAUGAACUCAAUGUUUGAAUCUUUGAGUGAAAAUAUCAGGUGAAUAUUUUAGUGUUUAUUAAAAAUCCGUUUAUCUCUUUGUCCUUGACAUGCUUUUCCACGUCUCUUUUAAUAUCAAACGGUAAUGUGGGAUCAGAAUAUUUAGUUUUCUGCCAAAUGUCUGUCAACCCGUAAAGACAUCAUUUUAUGUAGAUCAGAAAAGCAAGAAUAUGAGCACUAGAAACUUGCCAUAUUUCAAGGAGCUCAUUGUGUUGAUGUUAUGUUCCUAAGCAUUUGUUUAGGCAGUUGAAAAUUAUUUCAUAAUUCAUAGGGAAGAGGUACAUUUCAUGCUGGGGGAUAUAGUGGUAUUUGUAUUAAAAUAUGUGGGCUUUUGUUUAACAUAGUAUUCAUGUUUGAAACAGCAGGUGGCACACUUGUUCUCGAGCUUAUAAGUAUUUAUCAACAUAUGAAGUUUGCGUUGUUUGUAUGUGAUUCUCUGUCAUUGACAUCUGUCAGAUCUGCAUUCUGUAAAGUCGUUUUCUAACACUUCCCUUCGUCGCACAGGGACAAACUUGGCACCGUUUGGAUGCGCUAUACUCAAAAAUGGGGGAGUGGGUCUUGGUUUCAAGUUCUAUGACCUUCCCUAACCCUAGCCAUAAGAUUGUCAUAUUGUCAGAUCAAAUGGGGUCCCAAAAAUGUUUACAACAGACGUACACCAUUCGACUCCAAAUUUCCCGAAAUUUGCUCAUAACCACCUCCCAAAGUGACCCCCCUCGCCAUAAUCAUAAAAUUGUCAUUGUAUAGUAUCUUAAAAAUAAUUGUAUAGUAUGUCAGAACAUCAAAAUAUAUUAUGAUGUAAAAAUCAUUAAAAAGGCAAGUAAUCAGUCAUAGUAUAAUACGUCAUUAAAUACAUAUGAUGCAUAUUACAGAUUUCAGUAAGUUUUAACAGAACUAUACAUCCAAUCAAUUCAAAAACAGAUUUUCCCUAAUAAAAAGGAAAUGUCCUGGACAUUAAUAUCCAAAGUUAUUCACAAUAAAGCCCAUCAGUUCUGGUUAUUACCCCUAUCCUACUCUGUUGAUUCUAUUUGUAUCUUUCCCUUAUUGUAAAAAUACUUUGUGCUGCA
Messenger RNA from Cottoperca gobio, 2572 nucleotides. It is a transcript of the gene yju2, whose product is annotated as YJU2 splicing factor homolog. Lineage: Eukaryota; Metazoa; Chordata; Actinopteri; Perciformes; Bovichtidae. Gene Ontology annotation, biological process: mRNA splicing, via spliceosome. The coding region runs from base 155 to 1186 and encodes 343 amino acids. Gene Ontology annotation, cellular component: U2-type catalytic step 1 spliceosome. The record is from RefSeq and is a predicted model, not a curated record. The transcript has 8 exons.